UACAUUAAAAAGCCUGAGGUCGACCUAUAAAAGUCGGGGGCAGGCUUCUACCGGACAUUGUGAGGCGUGAAUUCGAUUGUGACAGUGCUAUUUAGGAAGAAAAUAUAAGAACCAUGAGGGUAUCUCCAGUAGUGUUGUGCCUGGUGGCGGCGUGUGCGCUGGUGUACGCGGGCGAGGCGCCGGCGGCUCCGGGCCCGGUGGUGGCGCUGGUGCAGGCGCAGCAGCCCCAGGUGGACGGUCAGCUCGCCCAGGCGCCGAGGCAGAAGAGAGGACUGCUGCUUGGUCUGGGAGCGGCGGGUGCGCUGGGCGCCGGAGCGCUGGGCGUGGGCGCGCUGGGCGUGCUCGGGGCGAAGGCCAUUGGCGCCGGCCUCAUCGGCGGGGCGCUGGCCUCCAAGUUCCACGGCCGCAGCUACGGCGGCUACGGAGGCUACGGCGGCUACGGACACUACGGCGGCUACAGCAGCUACCCCUACUACAGUGGCUACAGCAGCUACCCUCACUACGGCGGCUACAGGACCUCAUACUACGGCCCGUCUUACGUUGAGUACUGGUAAGUGCACGAGUGAAAACGAUAACAAAAAGGACAGUUCAACAGGGAAGUGAAGCAAUAUGAUAUGGUUUAGUUGUUACAGGAAUUUGUUAAGAUAAUAUUACUGAGAGAGUAUUGUUGUAUUUAUAUGUAACGUAACAUCGAGAUAGGAAUUAAAUAAAAACACAUAAUAUAA
Messenger RNA from Plutella xylostella (diamondback moth), 725 nucleotides. RefSeq lists its product as uncharacterized. NCBI's taxonomy places the organism in Eukaryota, Metazoa, Arthropoda, Insecta, Lepidoptera, Plutellidae. The record is from RefSeq and is a predicted model, not a curated record.